This is a messenger RNA of Dermacentor silvarum, 3952 nucleotides long. RefSeq lists its product as uncharacterized. The record is from RefSeq and is a predicted model, not a curated record. NCBI's taxonomy places the organism in Eukaryota, Metazoa, Arthropoda, Arachnida, Ixodida, Ixodidae. Bases 214 to 1353 code for a protein of 379 amino acids. The transcript has 5 exons.
CCGUGCGGUGUGUGUGUGCCAGCGUGGUGCGUGAACGACGACCGUGGAUCGAAGCCGCGGUCCCACGGCGUUCGGCUUUGGGGGGGUAUCAUAGGCCCAGUUUCGCUGUGCGGUGAUCGGGGGAGUAGUUGACGGGCCAGUGCUAUAGAAGGAGUUCCCUACACUGUGAACCCGGCGGGCAGCCCCGUCCAUGGAGGCAACGUGCCGCCGGCCAUGGAGUUAUGCGUCGCGAACCCCGCCUGCUGUGCCACUUGCAUCGGCAGCAACCAGCGCGGUGUUCGACGACGUCGCUGGGUCACCCUGUUCCUGCUCCUGGUCGCUGCCGUGUCAGGUGUGCUGGGCGUCGUGGUCACCGAGGUGCGCCUCCUGUCGGACAGCAACAAGACGCAGUACGUGCUUCAGGGCGAGGGCGCCACGCUGCUCUGCUUCUUCGUGCUCUCGCCGGGCGAAGACCUGCGGCGCGUCCUCUGGUUCAAGGACGGCGCCGAGGUCUACGUGUGGCGCAAGGGACGCCGUCCGCUGGCGCGCAACCUGUUCGACAAGCGCGUCGACCUGAGCAACCGUUCCCCUUCCUUCAUCUCCAUCCUCAGCGCACACAUGUCGAUGCAGGGAAACUACACGUGCAAGGUCGAGACGGAUCUGGGCACUUCGCAGAAUGACUUCUUCCUCACCGUCAUCGUAGACUCGUGCAAGGAAGACAGUUGGACCACGUUCUCGGACCGCGUGUCGUGCACCGAGACGGUGGAGCUGGACUGCGGCGGCAUGUUCCCCAAACCGUCGCCGGCCUGCGGGGUGUACAACGACCAGACGGGCGUGUACCUGAACACGGUGCCGUUCGACCGCGUCGAGCCAGCGGCCAACUCCACGUACGAGGUGCGGCUUCACCGAGUCUUCCAGGUGCGAGACUGGCUCACCUUCCGAAACCUCACCUUCCGCUGCCACAUCAUCGUCCUAGGCACCGACUGGCGCUCCGGCAUCUCGCACAAACUGUUCGGAGACGCCGGAUGCCCGCCGGACCCUCCGGAGAUCGUGAACGGAUACUACAACGUAAGCGGCGAGGAGACGUGCUGGCGCACUCCGUCCGAGGGAUCCGUGACGCGCUACUACUGCCUCGAAGGGUUCGAGCUGCGGGGACCCCGGGAGCUGGUGUGCCGCAACGGCUCGUGGGUGGUGCCGAGCCCGCAGCUGACGUCCUCGGGGCCGCAGCGGGCUCCCGCAGCGGGGAGGCCCUUCAAGAACAUCAUCUGUGAAAUCAAUGGCCAAGCCAAAGUAGGAUGGAACACAUUGCUCACUGCCAUCAUGACAACACUGCCUGCGCUGCUGUGUCUCCACUUGACGUCCUCCUCGACGUAGCACCCAGUGGCUUUUGUUUGCCCUUGCGGCGAAGAUGGUAGCGCUGAAAUCUGCUCGGAUGCCACGGCGCACGAAACCGGUGGAGAGAAACAUACGCCUCGAACGCAGCGACUUGGCCCUCAGUCGCUCAGUUCGAAUAGCGGCUCCACUCUGUGAACGCUAACAGUGUGCAUGUGCAUGUGCACCGUGCCCAUUUCACGUGCGCGUUCGAGUACUUAGAAGAGUCUGCACUAUAGCGGACGCCAAGGAAGUAUAGACUGAAGAAACCUCUUCGCCUGUUAACCUCUGCCAGUUUCGUUGUUAGGAGCGCACUGCUUCUGUGUGCGCGUUGAAGAGCGACGCUCUGCCCUAUGUCCACGAGUAGGUACAUUGAAAUGACGAAAGAAAAGGCUACGCAGUGAGCUUUCGAACAAGGCUCGAAGGGGACCCUGAAAACAUUUUGUCGGAGCGGCAGUUUCUCCCUACUUUUAGACUUUGUGCCAUCGUAAUUAGAAAGUUUGAAACGACAGAAAGCUCCGCUGGUUGUUAAGGAUUCGUGGUUUGAAAUGUUAGGCGUAGGAAACAUGGGACACGGCGUCUGUGUUGUCCUUUUCUUUCCUCUCGUGUCCGUGUUUGCUAGGCCUAACCUUUCAAACCAUGGAAAGCUGCAUCACAAGGGAGCCGUUCUAGAGAGAGAGAGAGAGAGAAAAUGAUAAAUGAAAGCCAGGGAGGUUAACCAGGACUGAGCCCGGUUGGCUACCCUACACCGGGGGAAGAAAAAAAUGGGAGAGAAAAUUAAGAGAAGAAUAUAAAGUCCGCUGGGGAGAGUCGUUCUAGCGUUAACAUACGACAGAAUAAGGCACGGAUACCACUGUAGCACGGACGCGCGGCAAGACAGCAGCAAGUUGUCAUCUUGGCUGAAAAAUAAGGCCACAUUUGACGCUGUUUUCAGCCAAUUUCCGUGGAAGUGUUGCCGCGAAGACCCACUUCUGAAAGAAACCUAUGGAGUAGCGGCGUAUUGUCAAGAAGCAACUUUCCUUCCUUGAAGAGAUGAGUCGUGCAACAUAAGAACGUUCUAUAGGGUGCUAUAGUUGGUCUCACUCAGUGUCAAAAAAUGUCGCCAUAAGCCCUGCUGUUCCCGGACACGUCUUCCCGUAUUCAGGUAUAAGUUGGCACUAUAGUAUGUAUCUGCUUUAUUGCAAUUGCGCAAUACAGAGAGCCGGACAACAUGUAGGACGUACGCCGCUCACAAUGCUAUGUGGCUCAAUCGUCUUUUUUUUUUUUUUUUUUUUUUUUUUUUGAAGGGGAGCGGCGGAGUUCUCUUGAACAUAGCGCAGAAAUUUCACAUAAAAAGGAGUACGACUUACGCUUCAUAUGAUCGACGCACAUUAAAAACUUCUUCGUCUCGAGAACAGCGAACCAUGCAAGUGGUUCACUCUGCAACCUUAACACCUAAGCCAUGCGAUACUUUCAAAAAUAUGUCUGUAGUGUAGCUUAGGCCAGAGAGAAAUCUGUGAUUCGGACCUUCGUUCGUGUUUUCCACAAACUAUGGAAGCCAGGAAUUAUCACGAGUUCAUAUAGCUAUACUUUAAUGGUAUAAGGAUCUUAUUUGACAAGAGUCCUGUGACAGUACUUUUAGGAGCAACAUCCCUGUGAAAUAUUUCUUCCUCCAUGGCAGUAUAAAAAGACCUCUUCCAAAGUGUCGAUGUUGUCGUUGUUUUUUCUAUCUCUCUAUACUUUCUUAUUUUAUUUAUUUAUUUAUUUAUUUACACUGAAGGCAGCCCAAGAGUAGCAAACGCGCAAUAUCAUGGCUUCUGCAAGAUAGCCUGUUUGGCUUGGUGACUUGUGCAUAACCGUGCUGCUACUUUUAUCGCCCUCUUUCCCCGCUGGUGAUGCAGUUGCCGACGAGUCCCAUUUUCCCGCACAUGAACCCAGUCAACAAUGGCGUUCAUCUUACCGAAAGCAAGACGAUCAGACGGAAUAGACGAAAGUCAUUGAGGAACUGAAACUUUAGACCACGGGAUAAUCAAGUACGUGUAGUUCAAAGUAGUCCAGAAGCGUUUUGUACUACUCCCCUAAUAGACUAAUAUACAUAGUGGGGGCAGACGUUGACCCCCCUUGCGCGGCGGCUGUUAAUAACUCACGGGACUUUAGUCCUUAUGGAUGGUGUUCGUGUGACAUGCCUGGAAAGUCAGUCACGCUUCAGCUCGACCACCUCGUACCCGCUGGCCUCACGAACUGCGAUCGAUAUCCCUGCCUGGCGGAGGUCGACAUACGCAUCACAGCACCAAGCCUGCUCACGUGUUCUCCUAAGAUUGUGUCGUAGUGUCAUCUCUCCAGCACUGUGCGCGAGAACGCUAACAAUAGAGGACAAAGACUAUUAUUGUGAACUUCUUAAUAGUGACUGCUCCAAAUCAUGCGCCGGUAGUGACCUCGAAACAAAGAUGAUCGACAUGUCUGCCAAUGUGUGGUGAACACGUUUGCCAUGGCCAAGCCAAGAAUGCUUCUUCUUUCUCUCUCUCUGUCUCCCUCGUUUCUAAAAAUGCAUUUUUCGAAGAUAUCUUCCUUGGACGUCAGUGAUACCGAAAAUAUAGUAAGCUUCCUAUUCCACUGCCCAUGU